UUUCACAAGGCUGCACUUACCUGUCGGUUAUCACGGCCGGGCAUCAUCUGUUGUGGUGUCUGGGACGCCCAUCCGGAGACCAGUGGGGCAAAUGAGACCUGACAAUGAUAAACCUCCAGUGUUUGGUGCUUGUAAGCGUCUGGAUAUUGAGUUAGAAAUGGCAUUCUUUGUAGGUCCUGGAAACAAGUAUGGGGAGCCAAUUCCUAUCAGCAGAGCCCAUGAGCACAUCUUCGGGAUGGUCCUUAUGAAUGACUGGAGCGCCCGCGACAUCCAGAAAUGGGAAUACGUUCCUCUGGGUCCGUUCCUGAGCAAGAGCUUUGGCACAACCAUCUCUCCUUGGGUUGUUACCAUGGAAGCUCUCAUGCCGUUCGUGUUGCCAAACCCUGUCCAGGAUCCCAAGCCGCUGCCCUACCUUCAGGAUAAAGAACCCUACACUUUCGACAUCAAGCUCUUUGUUGCUAUUAAAGGAGAAGGAAUGACCGUGCCAACUACUAUCUGCAGAUCCAAUUUCAAGCACAUGUACUGGACCAUGAAGCAGCAGCUGGCUCAUCAUUCAGUCAAUGGGUGCGACCUCAGGCCUGGAGACCUCCUGGCAUCCGGCACGAUCAGCGGACCCGAGCCGGAGAGCUUUGGCUCCAUGCUGGAGCUGUCCUGGAACGGAACAAAAGAAAUCCCUCUCGGCAGCGGACAGUCUCGUAAAUUCCUGCAGGAUGGAGAUGAAAUCAUUUUGACAGGUUACUGCCAGGGCAACGGCUUCCGUGUCGGAUUUGGCCAGUGCUCGGGAAGAAUCCUUCCAGCCCUGUCAGACCCAUGAUGACUGGAGUAAGGUGACAUCAGGGGAGGAGGA
Eurypyga helias (sunbittern) is the source of this 847-nucleotide messenger RNA. RefSeq names its product fumarylacetoacetate hydrolase (fumarylacetoacetase) (gene FAH). Gene Ontology annotation, molecular function: fumarylacetoacetase activity. The record is from RefSeq and is a predicted model, not a curated record. The transcript is spliced from 9 exons. Gene Ontology annotation, biological process: homogentisate catabolic process; L-tyrosine catabolic process; L-phenylalanine catabolic process. The coding region runs from base 92 to 814 and encodes 240 amino acids. NCBI's taxonomy places the organism in Eukaryota, Metazoa, Chordata, Aves, Eurypygiformes, Eurypygidae.